This is a messenger RNA of Ilex paraguariensis (yerba mate), 1464 nucleotides long. The record is from the annotation of a GenBank genome assembly. NCBI's taxonomy places the organism in Eukaryota, Viridiplantae, Streptophyta, Magnoliopsida, Aquifoliales, Aquifoliaceae.
AUGGGAUGGUAUAGAAGAUCGAAGUUUGCUUUCGAUGUGCUUCGAAAUUUCACUUCGAAGAUUGGACCCAGAAAUCCGAAUGUGCCCACAAAUCCAAUUCGAGAGUCUGUUCAAGAAGCCAACCGGUACUUUUCUACGAUACCCUAUUUGAAUCAAUCUAGGGUUUCUGGGUUUUCUUCUUAUUCUUCACCGAUUUCUAGGAACUUGGGUUUUCAAUUAGGACUCAAGCAGAAUCAAUAUACCCCUUUUCUUCAUGGUGCAAAGAGAUAUUACUACGUAGAUCGAAACCAGGUUCGCCAUUUUCGGCCACGAGGGCCUCGAAGAUGGUUCAAGAAUCCAAAGGUUGUGUUGAUUGUGACUUUGGUGGGUUCAGGGAUUUUGAUCACUGUAUACUUUGGGCAUUUGGAGGCUGUCCCAUAUUCUAAACGAAAGCAUUUCGUGAUUCUGUCCCCAAGUCUAGAAUUACAGCUGGGAGAGAGACAAUUUGAUCAAAUGAAAGGGACAUUCAAAGGAAAAAUACUUCCGGCGAUUCACCCAGACAGUGUGAGGGUUAGAUUGAUAUCAAAAGAUAUAAUUGAAUCUUUACAAAGAGGGUUGAGGAAAGAGCAGGUGGGGAAUAAUCAUGUGUAUGCAUUGGAGAGCGUUGAUCCUCAUGAGACCAGUGGGGAAGAGACUUUGAUGGCUUUGAGUGAGAAUUCUGAGGGGAAGUGGCAUAAAGAAGAUGAGAUUCUUGAUGAUAAGUGGGUUCAACAGAGUAGGAAAAAGGGUAUGGAGGAGGGGUCACGGCCUGUGACGAGGCAUUUGGAGGGGUUGAAUUGGGAGGUCUUGGUGGUGAAUGAGCCUGUUGUUAAUGCUUUUUGCUUACCGGGUGGGAAAAUUGUUGUGUUUACUGGGUUGCUUAAACAUUUCAAGUCUGAUGCAGAGAUUGCGACCAUAAUUGGGCAUGAAGUUGGGCAUGCUGUGGCUCGACACGCAGCUGAAGGGAUUACAAAGAACCUGUGGUUUGCUAUCAUUCAAAUUAUCUUAUAUCAGUUUGUUAUGCCUGAUAUUGCCAACACAAUGUCAACCCUAUUCCUAAGGCUUCCUUUCUCGCGGAGGGCUAUGAAGUACACAAUUUUUGCCAGCCAUGUUAAUGGAAGUGGGAAACACGUAUCGCGUAUGUGUAUUUGUUGCCUUCCAAGUGCUCAUCUUCUGAAACUCUUUUUUCCCAUUAGGAUGGAGAUGGAGGCAGACUACAUUGGCCUGCUGUUGAUGGCUUCUGCAGGAUAUGACCCUCGAGUGGCACCUAAGGUUUAUGAAAAGCUGGGGAAAAUCACAGGUGAAACGGCUUUGAGAGAUUAUCUUUCUACCCAUCCCUCGGGGAAGAAGAGAGCUCAAUUGCUGGCUCGGGCACAAGUCAUGGAAGAAGCACUCGCCAUAUAUAGGGAGACGAGAGCAGGCAGAGGAGUUGAGGGUUUUCUAUAG